UUCUUUUUCUCUAAAAAGGCCGAAACAUAUUUGCACUUUUUUUUUUUAAAUAAAAAGCAAUUUAGUUAAUAACAAAUUAGAAUGCGCUCGCGCACCAGAAGUCGCAGUCCACAAAGACGUCGUGAAAGGCGUGAGGAACGCUCUCGCUCCGACAGAAAUGUGAGCAACAAGCCGGUGCGCCGCCGGUCGCCCUGUCGCAGGAACAGUUCCGUUUCCCAGGCACGCUCCCGCUCAGACAGACGAGUGAGCAACAAGCAGGAUCGCCGCCCCUCGCCACCUCGCUCUAAGGAGAGGGACAGACUUCGUCGCAAUUCACGCUCGCCCCAUUCAGGUAGAAAAAAUGAACGCAAGCGACGCCGCUCCCAGCAGAAAGUAUCAGCACCACGACGUCGUCGCUCCCGCUCCCGUUCUCUAUCAUCGAGUGAGACCAGCAGUGAGGGGAGCAGCAGUGACCCCAGGUCCAACAGUGCCAGGGUACCGAAACUACCGCCCAAGGCUGUGGAUCGCUGGCCCAAUGACCGCUUCAGGGAAUAUAAUGAAAAGAGCAAAAAUCCCUUCAAAGGUUGGAUUUCUGGAGGCAAAAGCUUCAUGGACGAUCCAGCGGAGCCAUCUACCCGAUCAUCAAACUACAAAGGCCGUGGAGGCGGUGCGCCUUCCUAUUCUGACACCAGAGCUGGCGAUGCUCGUCGCGAACAACGUGUACGCAUUGGCGAGGAGGGCGUACUAGAGGUUUGGAGCAAGAGCCCUACACGGGCUGAGCUAGACGAUGUGAAACUUGUGAAGGGCUCCUACGUGGGUCCGAAGAAAAAGAAGAAGAAGAAGGGAAAGGGCAAAAAAAAGGAUAAGAAGUCAAAGAAGAAAUCCAAAAAGUCAAAGAAGAGAAAGAGCAAGAAAGAUUCGAGUUCCUCAGAAACAUCUUCAUCGGCGUCCAGCUCUGGGAGCAGCGAUUCCAGCGAUGAUAGCUCCUCCAGCGACAGCUCAAGCUCUGAGGGCGAGGACGGGGACGAGUGGCUGGAGAAGACGGCCGAGGGCACUAAAAAACCAAAAAAGAAGUCUUCUGCCUCAAAAAAAGACAAGAAAAACAAAAGGAAGAAGCGCAAGUCUGACAAGGCUGCAAAGUCCAAAAAGUCAUCGUCCGGCGGAAGCAAAUCACGGUCCAAGGAUGGAGGCAACAACGACGAGGAUGUGGGCCCAUCACUGCGCCCUUCUGGCAGCUUGAACCAAAAGGAUUUCGGACGCGCACUGCUGCCAGGAGAAGGAGCCGCCAUGGCUGCCUACAUAGCCGAUGGCAAGCGCAUUCCGCGUCGUGGUGAAAUCGGCCUCACAUCCGAUGAGAUCGCCAACUUCGAAUCCGUGGGCUACGUGAUGAGCGGCAGUCGGCACCGCCGCAUGGAGGCUGUGCGUAUCCGCAAGGAGAAUCAGCUGUACUCCGCGGACGAGAAGCGGGCCCUGGCCAUGUUCAGCAAGGAGGAGCGUCAGAAGCGGGAGAACAAGAUACUGUCCCAGUUCAAGGACAUGAUUCACUCAAAGCUCCAGGCCAAGGACAAAAAGUAGACGUACAGCAAAUAUGAAACCAAGGAACAGACGGAAGUUGUAAAAAGAACAAAAACAGAUUUUCGUGUAAAAAUAAUGUAACAUUUAAAAAUAAAACACCCUGUUCCAUCCGCCGAAACUUUGGUAUUUUGUAUUUUGCUAUCGUAUGGUCACACUGCCGUAUUGCCGAAAACGUGGGGUUAAAAAACUCAGCAAAAAAGUGUCCUAAUUUAAUUGAUUUCUAAUAAAAUUACAUAAUUACAUGGUUAAACGGCAUUAGUUAAUUAGCAACCAUCGACCUUCAUCUGGAAAAGCGACAAUUUGUGGGAAAAGUAGCAUUUUGUACAUGCUAAACGCGGCAAAGUAGAAGUGCCCCUCGAAGUGCAAGCGAGAUAGCAACACACACGAAGCGCAGAGCAAAACAAAGUCCGCUAACCGGCAGAUAAGAAGAAUAUGGUUGUGUGUUGGCAAGAAGCAGAGGGCGAGAGUGAGAGUAAAUGAAUGAUAAGCCUCCAACGACAAUUGAAGCAGCCCACACACCCACACACAGACAAGCCCUUAUAUAAAUAACACACACACACUCUACUUGCGGCGCUUAAUCAAUUAGCUGGACACUGGCCGAGGAGGCUCCGUAGUUCAUUUCUGUUUCGACCGUCGACAGUUGCGUGCGUAGAUAGUGUUUGCCGUCGGCUGCGG
Drosophila miranda is the source of this 2229-nucleotide messenger RNA. RefSeq names its product NKAP family protein CG6066. Gene Ontology annotation, biological process: regulation of gene expression. The record is from RefSeq and is a predicted model, not a curated record. Lineage: Eukaryota; Metazoa; Arthropoda; Insecta; Diptera; Drosophilidae. Gene Ontology annotation, cellular component: nucleus. The coding region runs from base 82 to 1554 and encodes 490 amino acids. The transcript has a single exon. Gene Ontology annotation, molecular function: chromatin binding.